Silurus meridionalis is the source of this 2693-nucleotide messenger RNA. RefSeq names its product transmembrane protein 229B (gene tmem229b). The transcript is spliced from 2 exons. NCBI's taxonomy places the organism in Eukaryota, Metazoa, Chordata, Actinopteri, Siluriformes, Siluridae. The record is from RefSeq and is a predicted model, not a curated record. Bases 517 to 1080 code for a protein of 187 amino acids.
ACUGCUGCACUUCCAGGCCUGUUUCUACCAUUAUUAGUAUUAUUAUUAUUAUAUCAGAGGGUCCCCCUUAGCAUUAAUUCGCACAGCUUUACAUUUUAGACCAUCUCGAGAGAGCACCAAUGAUCGACCAUCUGAUGUUUAUUUAUUUAUUCGUUCGUUUAUUUAUUUACUUUCCGUCACGCACCUGAUCUCAUCCUGAUCUCACCCUGAUCUCAUCCUGCUCCAGGUGGAUUGUUGAUGUAUUUAGCUAUAAAAACUGAAUAUAGGUGAUUAUUAACACACACACACACACACAGCGGUGAUGGAGCUCAAUGCUGGACAGUCUCAUGAAGAAUUCAGUUCAGCGUCAUUUGGUCAGACGCUGCAUGGAGAAGUGCCGGUGGUUACACGCACACAAACACGCGCACGCGUAUAGUGGCGCACUCACUGCUCUAAUACACUGCCGUAGUGAGGGAGCUGUGGGACGGGUUCAUUCAGUAAAAAUCUGCUGUGAACGGACCAAGCAGCCCAGUCACCAUGGCAACUGCAAUGACCCCCGAGCCCCUGACACCGCUGUCACGGUGGUAUCUGUACGCCAUCCAUGGCUACUUCUGCGAAGUCAUGUUUACUGCAGCAUGGGAGUUUGUGGUCAAUUGCAACUGGAAGUUCCCUGGUGUGACGAGUGUGUGGGCACUUUUUAUCUAUGGGACCUGCAUUCUGAUUGUUGAGCACAUGUACCUGCACCUGCGUGACCGGUGCAAUGUCCUAUUGCGCUGUCUCAUAUACACCCUGUGGACAUACAUGUGGGAGUUUGGCACAGGGCUGUUGCUGCGUCAAUUCGACGCCUGCCCUUGGGACUACUCACAGUUCAAGUACAACUUCAUGGGCCUGAUCACGGCUGAAUACGCCGUGCCAUGGUUCUGCGCAUCAUUCAUUGUGGAGCGUCUGGUCAUUCGCAACACGUUGCGGCUUCGCUUUGACGAGUGGUCUGAGCCUGGCCAGGUUGGAGGAAGUCCUACAGGAGAAAGAGGAGAAGGAAGGAGAGCAAGAGGAGAUAGAGGAGUGGCCACCAAUGCCAAUGGCUUUGUGAAAGUGGACUGAGUGAGAGUUGUCAUAUCUCUCUCCGUCUUUAAACAUUUAUUUGUCUCGUCUUUUCUUUUUUUCCCGGAAGAUAUUUCCAGCUUUCUCCUAGCUUACCACAUGGGAGAAAGCAAUGUUAAGAUUCAGUUUGUGUGGAUCAGUGAAAAAAAAAAAAAACACAGCUUGAAUAAGGUUUGUGGUUUUAGUGUCUCACAGAGGAGAACUGCACUUUCUACACUAGUGCCCAAAUUCGGAUUUGCCUCAUUUAGGCAACCUCUAACAGCCUAUUAAUCCAGGAAAGAUACAGAGGAUUUUAUUGUGUAGCUUGUAUUGUUUGUCCAUCUCUGUACCCUACCUCCCAGACCAGUCCAUCUACUUUAAAAUAUUGAGUGAUAAGGAACAGGAAAUGAACACAAUAACUAAUAAUUUCAGGAAAGUCCACCUUGAAAUACAGGAAAAAAAAGGCCCAGAAAAUGCUAUAAAAAAUUUAUAUUUUUAGCAUAUUCAAGAGUGUGAUAGCAAAAGAAAAGAAUUGUUAGGAUAACAAAUUUUAAUUGUUGAACUUUGUUAUUUAUUGAUAUUUAUCUAAGGGUAGUUAAGUAACUUAUUAUAGGUUUAGAGUAUGUUGUAUACUGUGCCCUAAAUUAAUGCAUCAAACUUGAAUUUAGUGUUUUUAUACUGAACAACAACAAAAAAAGAAUGCUUGAACAUGCAUGAGAAUAGUGUCUUCCAGAUUUUUUUAACAAGAGGCAAAUCUUACAUGUAUUCUUAAAAAAAGGAAACAAGAACUGUGUCUAUUUUUAACCAAUUAAGGCACAACGGAGUACUGUACUGUUCACUUGUACUGCUAAUAGUUAGGAUUUAAUUAUGGGAUGUCUUAAAAUAUUGUAUAAUAUACUGAGGAGUGUUGAAAGACAUGGAGGAAAAAAGUGAUCUGCUGCUAUGUUCUUUUCUUUGUCCAAAAUAUCUUCUUAUUAUCUUAUUAACUAAAAGUGACCAGGCCUUGUGCACUACCAUCUAUUAACCUAUACAAACAAUUUCUAGACUCUAAAAGGAAAAGUCCAAACAUUAAAAAAAAAAAAAACCUGGUUAAACCCAAAAUAAUUGAACAACUUAAUGCAUGCUGAAUAAUGGUUGAUAAUCUCGCAACGUUUUAAAUAUCUUUUUAUUGUAUUGAAGUAGAUGAUGAUCUUGUAUAAAAAUCCCAAAUAUCCCAUCUGUUUUAUCAAUUAAAAAAAAUAUUUAUACCAAUAGCACCAUUCAUAUUGGAAACCAUUCAUACCUGAAUACAAAAUCUUUCUAAAAAUAAAAAAAAGCAUAAUUCAUAUUGAGAAAAACCUGAAUACAAGAUCUUUCUAACAAAAAAAAACUAAUAACAAAUAAAUAAAAGAAAAAUAAUCCAAAUAUUUCCCAAUAUCAGCAUUAUAGUCCAUUUAGCAGCUUCUAAGUAAAAAAAACAAACAAAAAGAAUUAAGCCAUUUAUAGGCUGAAGAAAGUGUGAAUGAAUAUUAACCUAAAGUUUGAUACAUAUCAGAGCCGAUGCUACAUAUAUGCUUUUAUCUGAGUAUGAGUUGAUCAUGGAGUUGGGGCAAUCAGAAAAGCGUUUCCAUGAUUAAAAUGAGAACAUGCAAACA